AUGCCUGCUGAGACCGGUUCACCGGGUGUCUGGUGUUGCACCUGUGAACGGGUUCCACAUGAAGCUCUCCAAGGGGCUACGUGUUGGAUCUAUAUCCCCACCCAAGUCUAUCAAAAGACCGGGAUUUAUAGGCCCGUGAAAUCCAAGAAGAUACAAAUAAUUAUUAUAUCAGUAGCGACUUGCUGUUCCCAAUGCGAGUUCACCACGAACUUCGAAAGUGCCCUCAUUAUGCACCGGCAGCUUCAUCACGAAGAUCCCACCCGAGAAGUAUUCAAUCCUUGCGAAGUGAAGACAAGUCACUCUCUCCCUGGAACUUCUACAACCACCUUCAUCCAUGCAAAGCCCAGUAAAGAAAUUAAACUGCCUGGUCGGACGUCGUCAGCGACGCGACUGUUCGAUAAGCUACGUGCGCGCAUUGGGCGCGGGCGCACGCUGUUCUCGCAUCCUGAAGAACCCGCCGAGGAUAAGGAUUCGUGCCCGUGUCACUACCGACUAGGCAAUAGAAGGCCGUUAAAUAUAGCACUUUGUUUUCAGGACAUGUGCAUGCUGAGCGAGUGCACAUCCAAGGGGUUCCAAGAAGAUCUGCCACUGAUGGCCACUCGAAGCGACUUCACAGGACACGAGCGACUGCAAAGGGAGACCUUCAGAUGUCACCUCUGCAACUUCGAGGCUGACAGGAUAACAGUCCUGGACCGGCACCUCCUGAACGACCACAAGAUCGGAAUCGACAACCUGCUCAAGCUGGUCAUGGCGAAGACGAAAGACGCUCUCUCUGAGGAUAAUAACACAGACCCGUUUAUAAGACAACCAUACUACAAACCUCAGGAGAUGGAAUAUCAGCUGCAAGAAGGCGAAUUCAUGGAGACGGUAGCGCCGAGGGUCAGAGUAAUGAAGCAUGCGGGGACUAAUACUGAGGAUACAGGGUUAACCGACAACUUCAAGCGGAUCACCAGCGAGCUGGAGAAGAUAGUGAACUGCCCCCCAGAGUCCCACGACCAGAGCGACCUGUUCCAGAAGAUGCAGACGCUGAACGAGUACAUGUGCAAGUUUGUGGACUCCUCCAACAUGUUGAAGAAAGUGCUAACGAAGGAGCUGGAUACAAAGAGUAGGGGUGAUAGGAAUGAGCAUAGAGCUGAACCAGUCUUUGAUUUGAGGUUGGGAGAGUAA
Messenger RNA from Cydia splendana, 1167 nucleotides. RefSeq lists its product as uncharacterized. The record is from RefSeq and is a predicted model, not a curated record. The transcript has 8 exons. The coding region runs from base 1 to 1167 and encodes 388 amino acids. NCBI's taxonomy places the organism in Eukaryota, Metazoa, Arthropoda, Insecta, Lepidoptera, Tortricidae.